Fusarium venenatum is the source of this 927-nucleotide messenger RNA. RefSeq lists its product as uncharacterized. The record is from RefSeq and is a predicted model, not a curated record. Lineage: Eukaryota; Fungi; Ascomycota; Sordariomycetes; Hypocreales; Nectriaceae.
AUGGUUAUGGAUUUUAUAACCGAAUUACUCCCAAAUCUGGAGCCAGAAGUUCAAGAUGCAGACGAAGAAACCUUUUAUCUCUAUGCUCAACCCAUCCCGUCUAUGAAUCUUGGGUUCAUAGACGCACGCGCUUCUUCAGUAGAUGUCUCAGUCGGAGACCGGGAUUUCACUAUCCAUCAGUCUCCCACAGUUCUCUCAUCUACACGAUCAGGCGGCACAACUGGAGCAGUGAUCUGGAAGAUAGCACCAACCUUUGCUACCUGGCUCUCAUCUCCUUCAAACCCAAUCCUCACCAAAAUCAAUCUUACAAAGGCCUCCAUCCUCGAGCUUGGCUGCGGCAUCUCCCCCCUGAGCGCCCUAGCCCUCGGUCCGCGCGUAGCCCGCUAUGUUCUAACCGACCAGUCAUACGUCCAACGUCUUCUCCAGAGGAAUAUUGACGAAAACUUCUCUUCGGCCUUCAGCUCGGGGACGUCUACGCCUACGGGUGAACGGGGCAGGAAGAAACGCAAUGCUCAUGGCCCUGCAGCCCCUCCUCAGUCAAAUAUUCGCUUCACAACGCUUGACUGGGAGACGGAUGAAGUCACACCUUCUCUAGUUGGCUCAGGCGAGGCCAGUAGCUUUGACGCGGUUGUUGCUUGCGAUUGCGUGUACAACUAUGCCCUCGUGGAUCCAUUUGUUCAGGCAUGCGAGGACGCAUGUCGUCUGCGACUCUCCGACUCUUCGUUGAGUGACAGCGAUGAAAGAAGGCCAUGUGUCUGUGUCAUUGGACAACAACUUCGCAGCGACGAAGUGUUCGAAUCGUGGCUCAAGGCAUUUUCAGCUUCGUUCCAUGUCUGGAGGGUUUCGGACAACGCACUCCCUGAAGAGCUGCGAUCAGCAGCUGGAUUCGUUGUGCAUGUUGGCAUACUCCGCGAGGAAAUGAGGUAA